Molecule: messenger RNA, 501 nt
Organism: Uloborus diversus
Lineage: Eukaryota; Metazoa; Arthropoda; Arachnida; Araneae; Uloboridae
Product: CCR4-NOT transcription complex subunit 4-like
Exons: 6
Coding region: 76-501 (141 amino acids)
Biological process (GO): protein ubiquitination
Cellular component (GO): CCR4-NOT complex
Molecular function (GO): ubiquitin-protein transferase activity
Source: RefSeq, a predicted model, not a curated record
UUGAAAAAGUUUCUCGAACGUGUUGAAAUACACGACUAGAGUGUUAUUUAAGACGUCAAAUUAUUUACCCUUUUUAUGUGUAAAUUUGUGAGGAAGGCAGGCAAGCGCGGUAGUUUUAAUCAUAGAAAAGUGCCAGAGAAAUUCAUUCACGCAAUGAGAGUUAAAAAUUCCAAAAAUUCUUCAGGGAGUCAAAAGAAAUCUGCUUUUACCGAGCAUGCUUCUGAGUGUCCUUUGUGUCUUGAUGCUUUAGAAUUGGAUGAUGCUAAUUUCUUCCCAUGCCCAUGUGGUUAUCAGAUCUGUCGUUUCUGCUGGCAUAGAAUAAGGACCAAUGAAAAUGGGCUUUGUCCUCAGUGUCGAAAACUGUAUUCUGAAGAUCCUGCAAACUUCAAGCCUCUUACACCUGAAGAAUUGCAAAAAUUGAAAACUCAGAAAAAGGCCAAAGAGUCUCAGAAAAAGCAAAAAAUUCUGGAAAGUCGAAAGCAGCUGGCAAAUGUGAGGUAA